Molecule: messenger RNA, 5661 nt
Organism: Anguilla rostrata (American eel)
Lineage: Eukaryota; Metazoa; Chordata; Actinopteri; Anguilliformes; Anguillidae
Gene: efs
Product: embryonal Fyn-associated substrate
Exons: 8
Coding region: 270-3194 (974 amino acids)
Biological process (GO): cell surface receptor protein tyrosine kinase signaling pathway; cell migration
Cellular component (GO): plasma membrane; cytoplasm
Molecular function (GO): protein binding
Source: RefSeq, a predicted model, not a curated record
ACUGUAAUUCUACACCAGCAUCCAGCGCAAAGACGGGCAGGGCGAAGCUAGACGAACAAAAAAAAAAACAGAGAAAGAAAGAGAGAGGGGAGAGUCCAGCCAUGGGCUUUUUCACUGGGACCUCGAUCAGAAUUUGGAACGGGCAUCUUUCACGGAUUAUAAAUUAACGCGUUUUAAUGAAACGAUGGAUUGCGCCGUGUUCGGAUGAGUCGGGCCGGCGUCCGGAGAAGACCCAGCAAGCUUAAAACGGAGGAAGAGGAUCGUUCGCCAUGUCCCUGUCGACGGUGUUGGCCAAGGCCCUGUUUGAUAAUGUGGCAGAGAGCCCGGAGGAGCUGGCCUUUCGGAAGGGGGACAUCCUGAUGGUGCUGGAGCAGGAGGGUGGGGGUCCCGGCUGGUGGGUGUGUUCCCUGCACGGCCGCCAGGGCAUCGCCCCCGCAAACAGGCUCCGCCUCCUCAACACCGCCACCACGCCCAGCCCCGCCCCCAGCGCAGAGCCCACUUCCUCGGUCUACCUCUCACCUUCCUCCUGCCCCGCCCCCAAUGCAGACUCCGCCCCCUCUGUGUACCUCUCCCCCCGCCCCUCCGCUGAGGAAUCUGUGUACCUCUCCCCUCCCAGUUUGGGUGGGGCAGGGCGCGGAGACGGGCUUCCCCGGGCCCGGUCCAGCUCGGCGUCCCGACCCCGCCCGGACUGGGACGUGGGUGUGACGGGGCGGGCCCGCUCGCCCUCUCUGAAGGGCCGAGGGUCUGAUGCGGGGGUCCCCAAACCCCAGACUGUGUACCAGACCCCGAACCCCCCUGUGCCCCGGGCGGGGCCGGGCUCUGAGGCGGUGUACCUGGCCCCCAGUGGGCUGCCCCGCCCUGUACCUGGAGACACUGGCACUCACUUGGGGCCCCGCGAGGCCCUGGGGGCGGGGCAUCCCGAGGGCUGCUACCUGGUGCCCCGCGUCUCUGCGAUGCCCAGUGAGGAUGUCUAUCAAACCCCCACAGGGGGCGUGGCUGCUGUAGGCCCCUCCCACACCCCUGCCACUGGCUGCCCCGCCUCUGAACUUUCCUGCCCCACAACCCGGAAGAACCACACCCAGCUGCCCUUGACGAACGGGGUGCCCCACAGGAAGGAGGGCGCAGGGCUCUACCAGACCCCCUCUCAACGAGGGGGGGUGCCCAGAACACCUCAGAGCGAUCAUAAACCCCCAGCCGAGCCUGCCUCGCCCUCGCUCAGACACACCCCCUCCUCCGGGUCACAGCCCAAAGGGGUCCCCGCUGUGCCCCCCAACGCUCGGGCCAAGCUUGCCCAGGCCUCCGUGAGGGGGUCCCCCCUCCUGCCCAGGACAGGGCUUGGCAGGGUGCAGGGCUCCCCAAACUUUGCACGCAAGCCUCCACCCCCUGCACCCCCAGUCAGGGGGGUCACCAAAAAGGACACGCCCACAUCCACACCCUCACCUGCAGGGCCCAGGGGUGGGGCCAGAGAGGGGGAGGGACCACAGGGGAGUGAAGUCAGUAAGGAGGAGAGGCAGAAGGAUAGAAGGGUGGAGGAGGAGAAGAAGAAGAAAACAAAGAAGAAAGUGGAGGAGGAGGGAGAGUAUGAAGAGCCAGAUGAUGAGAACAUCAACAACCAGGUUUAUGAUACACCUCCCACCAGUAGGUGGCAGCACACAGCAUCGCCAACCAUCUGUGUGGAUGACAGCAUCUAUAACACUCCUCGUGCCCACCCUGCAAACACUGACCAGGGUUUGGAGGUCUAUGAUGUCCCCACCCUUCCUCUCACCAUGACAUCAGACCUCCAGCAGCAGACCUACAGUAUCCCAGCCUGCCUUGCUGUAGGAGCGGAGGUGGAGGAGGAUGUGUACAGUGUGCCCUCCCUUCCGGGCGAUCUCUCAGCUAGCCCUGGGUUGGGGGAGGAGCCUGGCGAGCUGUACUCUGUCCCAGGUCCCACCCCCCGGGGCCCCCCCGGCUCCUGUGAUGUGCAGGUCCUACCGCAGGAGCCCCAGGAGGGGGCGGAGCCAGACGGCGGUAUUUAUGACAUGCCAGCACCCCCGGCCUCUGCCCGCCGUUCCUCUGUCUCCAGCACCAGCUCUGGGGACGUCCAAUGGAGAUGCUCCCUCUCCGGCCUUAUCCAAUCAGCUCUCAGCUCCAUCUCGCUCACCGCGCCCCCACCACGGGAGCUGGCCGCCUCAUUGACCGAGAUCCUGUCAGUUUGGAAGGCGGGUCAGGAGGGCGACGCCCCGGCCCCGCCCCUUCUGCAGGCCUGGUCCCGCCUCUCUGACCUGCUGCCUGCUCUCGCUGCUUGUGGCCCCGCCCCUCUCUCUGAGGCCCUGCUCUCAUUGGUGCGUCGGGCCCUGGAGGACUCUGCCUCGCUGCUGCAGAUUCAGGCCACCCCCAGCAGGCCCCGCCUCCCUUCCCAGGAUUCCCUGUCUCGCCGGCCGCUGCCAGCGCUGCCUGUUGCCGAGGUGAAGCCGCUAAAUGUGGGCAUGGGGGGCCGCAAGGGCAGCUGGAUCCAGGAGAGGCCCCUCCCGCCCCCGCCCCCUCCCUCUUUCCCCCUGCCCCCGCCCACUUUCGUCCCCACCAGUGGACAGGGGGAUGAGGAGGAGCUGGGAAACGAGUACGCAGGGAUUGGUCUGACCACAGCUCCACCCCCUUUCAAUGGAGGAGACAGUGUGGGAUACGUCAAGCUGCAGGGGAAACCUGACCCCUCCAUGGCCACUACAACAGAGAACGACUCCCCUCCAACUGACCCCCCUACAGCUGAGCAGCGGGCCAGUCCGUCUCCUCCUCUCCCUCUCUCUCUCUCUCUGGAGGACUCUGAGCUGCUCUCCUUCUACUCGUCCCAGAGUCUGUCUCACCUGUCCUGCCUGGCCGACUCCAUCGAUGCCCUCUUCACCAGUGUGCAGGGGAACCAGCCGCCCAGAGUCUUUGUUUCCCGGGGAAAGAGUUUGAUUGUGACGGCCCAUAAGCUGGUCUUCAUUGGGGACACCCUGUCCCGGCUCCUGACCUCCCCGGACCUCAGGGCUAAGGUCACCACCGCAGGAGGGCGGCUAUGUCAGGCUCUAAAAGCUGUCGUUGUGGCAACCAAGGGGGCAGCCCAGAAUUACCCAUCAGUCCCUGCCACGCAGGAAAUGGUGGACCGUGUGGCGGAGCUUUCCCAGCAUGCAGCAGGCUUCUCCGGGCUGCUGCAGCGACUGGCUGAGAUCUCCUGAAGCCUUCUGUUGUUUUGUUCACCGUGUGGCUGAAAGGUUGAGAACUGUGAUGGUACUGUUUAAACCAGUCUAAAUCAGUCAGAUUGUUUGUGUGUGUGUGUGUGUGUGUGUGUGUGUGUGUAUGCAUGUGUGUGUGUGUGUAUGGGUGUGUGUGUGUGUGUGUGUGUGUGUGUCUGUGUGUGUGUGUAUGCACGUGUGUGUUAACUGGUUGGCAGUAGCCAUUUUGCUGGGAUCCUAGCACACUUCAGCUGUCUUAGCAAGUUGUUGGAGGGCCCAUACUUUGGUGUUAUUCCCUAAUGUGAAUUCCUCUGUAUGUUCCUGUGAGUCUCAGAGUCUCAGACUGCUGUGAGUCUCAGGGUCUCAGAGUCUCAGACUGCUGUGAGUCUCAGAGUCUCAGAGUCUCAGACUGCUGUGAGUCUCAGGGUCUCCGAGUCUCAGACUGCUGUGAGUCUCAGGGUCUCAGAGUCUCAGACUGCUGUGGGUCUCAGAGUCUCAGACUGCUGUGAGUCUCAGGGUCUCAGAGUCUCAGACUGCUGUGGGUCUCAGAGUCUCAGACUGCUGUGAGUCUCCCAGCACCCGGUCAUGUGCUGCUGCACACCACUCUUUACACGCUGUGUGUACUAUUAUAAUUGGUGUUAUUGCUGUCACAUAUCUUGUGGAUUUGCCUUAAAAAUAAUAUAAAUAUGCCCCCUCCCCCUCGGAAUAAGGAAGCCCAUGGAGUUUCGACUUAGAGAGAGAGAGAGAGAGAGAGCGAGAGAGAAGGGAGGGAGGGAGGGAGGAACAGAGCGGGAGAGAAUAUGAGAUACAGGUAGUCUUUGAGCCUUUUUAUUUUCUUUCCCACGGUUGUGCCACUAAUUUAAAACCUGUCUGCCAAGUCCCCGUCUUCCUCCUUCCUUCUCUCUCUCUCACACACACACACACACACACACACACACACACACUCACACACACUCAAACACACACACACACCCACCCACACACACACAGACCUGCAGCUGUCAGGUCUCAGCAUGACUUGAGUUCGGUGGUUGAUGUGGGAGUGGCUGGGCGGAAUGCCUCUCUCUGUACUAACUACCAUAAAACCCUCCCUCUCUGUACUAACUACCCUAAAACCUUCCCUCUCUCUGUACUAACUACCCCAAAACCCUCCCUCUCUCUGUACUAACUACCCUAAAACCUUCCCUCUCUGUACUAACUACCCUAAAACCCUCCCUCUCUGUACUAACUACCCUAAAACCUUCCCUCUCUCUGUACUAACUACCAUAAAACCUUCCCUCUCUGUACUAACUACCCUAAAACCCUCCCUCUCUGUACUAACUACCCUAAAACCUUCCCUCUCUCUGUACUAACUACCAUAAAACCUUCCCUCUCUCUGUACUAACUACCCUAAAACCUUCCCUCUCUCUGUACUAACUACCCUAAAACCCUCCCUCUCUGUACUAAAUACCCUAAAACCUUCCCUCUCUCUGUACUAACUACCAUAAAACCUUCCCUCUCUCUGUACUAACUACCCUAAAACCUUCCCUCUCUCUGUACUAACUACCCUAAAACCCUCCCUCUCUGUACUAACUACCCUAAAACCUUCCCUCUCUCUGUACUAACUACCCUAAAACCUUCCCUCUCUCUGUACUAACUACGUUCAUCACAGUUUCUCUGGACUUUUAUUCUCUUCUUUGUGUCGUCGUCUCUAUAGUAACAUCCUUCUCCGUGUAUAUCUUUCCCAUGUUGUGUUAUGGGCGUUCUGCAGUGUCCCCCUACCCCUAUCACUCUCCACAGUGCUGAACCACGCUGGUCUAAAUGCCACAGUGCCAAGUAGUGUUGCCUUAGAGUGCCAUCUGGUGGCUGGCCGUGGAACAGCAGCCCGUGUUGUAUAGCAGUAUUGCAGCUGAUUGCUGUUUUCAGGGUGCCUGACGGCAGUACUUCAUUACCCCUCCCCAAAACUCAGCAGCCUUAUUAAAAAAUAUAUUAUUAUUAUUAUUACUGUCAUCAUUAUUAUUAUUUUUGUUUUGUUGUCGUUAUUAAUAAUAAUAAUAAUAAUAAUAAUAAUAAUAACAAUAAUAAUAAUAGUAGUCAUAAUAAUUAUGGUAAUAAUAAUAAUGGUAAUAAUAAUACUCGCGUCAUUAUCGUACUUCAAUGCAUGGCUUUAAUUUGCUUUGUUCUUCUUUAUAUAUGCACAUGUAACCAGGGAGUUUUCACAUGGCAAAUUUCUUAAUAAUAGUACAGUAAUUUAAGAAUGUUACAGUUUGAAGCUGUAACUUGUUUUGUACCAGAAUGUAUUUUUUGAUGGUUGUUCUCCUGUUUGGUUUUUUUACGCUGUAUUUAAUGUGGGUUUGGUACUGUGUGACUGUUUGAUUGGAGAGCUCUAAGCCUUAGUGUUGGAUGAGUCUCCAUGUCUGUUGAAGUCUUUUCUAAUGUGUUUUGAUGGAUUUGUUUGUUAAACAAUACACUUUGCUUUUUUAAUCUAAAA